Varanus komodoensis (Komodo dragon) is the source of this 2678-nucleotide messenger RNA. Its product is annotated as pre-mRNA-processing factor 39-like. Gene Ontology annotation, biological process: mRNA 5'-splice site recognition; RNA processing. Gene Ontology annotation, molecular function: protein binding. Lineage: Eukaryota; Metazoa; Chordata; Lepidosauria; Squamata; Varanidae. The record is from RefSeq and is a predicted model, not a curated record. The coding region runs from base 29 to 2185 and encodes 718 amino acids. The transcript is spliced from 14 exons. Gene Ontology annotation, cellular component: U1 snRNP; commitment complex; U2-type prespliceosome.
AGCGGCGCGGAGGGAGGCCCGCAUCAAGAUGGCGGCGGAAGGGCCAGAAGCGCCGGCCAGCCCCGGUCGUGGCGGGACCGAAGGCGGCGAGGCAGUCCCGGGGGCAGAGGCGGCCGGUGAGGCCGCCGCUGUGGACCGCGCCGGCCCUGAGCAAGAGGUGCUUCCUAAGCCAGAUGAGGCGGCACCAGUACAAGGCUGCAACGGGGUCAGCACCGACGCCAGUGCCGCAGCCCUGCGGCUCGAAGCGGCUAUGGAGGAAGCCCCCCAGCCCCCUGCGCCUGACGUGGUGACUCAUGCUGCACUCAGCAUGCCCAUGGAGGAUCUCUCCAUCACGUACCCGCUGGAAUUUGAGCGCUACUGGAGGGCAGCUCAAGAGAACCCGCUCGACUUCACUGCGUGGACAGAACUGUUGCAGUAUGUGGAGCAAGAGAAUCACAUUUAUGCAGCCCGCAAAGCCUUUGACAGCUUCUUCAUGCGGUACCCCUACUGCUACGGCUACUGGAAGAAGUACGCGGACAUGGAGCGUCGCUUUGACUUCAUCAAGGAGACAGAGGAGGUCUUCCAGCGAGGUCUUCAGUCCAUUCCCCUCAGCAUGGACCUGUGGAUCCAUUACAUCUCCUUCCUGCAGUCCACGCUGGAUAUGAAUCUGCCAGACUCUGCUCAGAAGAUCUGUGGUACUUUUGAGUCGGCCGUGGCUGCUGCAGGGGUGGAUUUCCGCUCAGACAAACUCUGGGAGAUGUACGUGGAUUGGCAGAGGGAGCAGGGUGACCUGAAAGCCAUCACCGCCAUCUACGACCGCGUGCUCAGCACUCCGACCCAGCUGUACAGCCAUCACUGGGAGAAGUUCAGGGAGCACGUGGCCAGCCACUCACCCAGAGAUAUUCUCUCCACGGAGGAGCUGGUGUGGCUUCAGUCUAAGAUAGUCUCCGACACGUCAGCCAAGACCACGGAAAUGGAGGCUGAGGAGGCUCCGCCUGGGGAGGACAUGCCCCUGAAGACGGACACCCUGCAGGAGACCGGAGAGGGGAGCCAAAUGCUGGGACCCCUGGACAAUGACAAGAUCCGGGAACUUGUAUUGUCUAUCCGCCAACAGAUCUUCGCCCAGAACGAGGCAGAAGUCAGCAAGCGCUGGAAUUUUGAGGAAGGGAUCAAGAGGCCCUACUUCCAUGUGAAGCCCCUGGAGCGAGCCCAGCUGCGGAACUGGCGGGACUACCUGGACUUCGAGAUCGCCAGUUCCUCCCACGACCGCGUCAUAGUCCUCUUCGAGCGCUGUGUUAUUGCCUGCGCCCUCUACGAGGAGUUCUGGAUCAAGUACACGCGGUACCUCGAGAACCACAGCAUAACGGGGGCCAGGAGUGUCUUCCAGAGAGCCUGCGGCUACCACCUCCCUCGGAAGCCCAACGUCCACCUCCUCUGGGCUGCAUUUGAGGAGAAGCAAGGGGAAGUGGAAGAGGCGCGGCGCAUCCUGAAGACCUUCGAGGAAUGCGUGCCCGGCCUGGUCAUGGUGCGUUUGCGCCGCGUGAGCCUGGAGCGUCGGCUGGGCAACAUGGAGAUGGCCGAGGCACUCCUGAUGGAAGCCAUCCGGGACAACGAGGGGAUGCCCGUCUCUUCCUUCUACUCAGUCAAGUUAGCCCGGCAGGUUUUGAAGGUGCAGAAGAAUUUGAUCAAAGCCCGGAAAAUCCUCUUGGAGGCACUGGAGAAGGAUCCGGACAAUGCUAAGCUCUAUGCCAACCUCCUGGAGAUGGAGUUCAGCGCCGACGUCCGGCAGAACGAGGGCAACACCAUGAGCAGUUUUGACCGAGCCCUGACCAGCGGCCUCCCCUUAGAAACCAAGAUUAUCUUCUCACAGCGCAGGGUGGAAUUCCUGGAGGACUUCGGAUCCAGCAUAAACAGCUUGCUGACAUCCUACGACGAGCAUCAGAAGCUUCUGAACCAGCAGAUGAUGAGGAAGAGGCUCUUGGAAAAUGGCAGUGGCGAUGAAGCAGAUGAGAAAAGGAUGCGAGUGGAGGAUGCUGCUGGAGGGGGCAACCUGGCAGUCGCAACGACGGGCAUCACACCUCUGAUGGCAGCUGACGUGGGCAACAGCGCCAGCAGCGCGUAUAACUACAGUACUUGGUACCAGAACUACAGCAACUAUGGGUACCAGAAUGCCUGGAACUACAAUCAGUAUUACCAACAGACCUGAACACGGCCGCAGUGGGGUAGGGGCGGUCCCUCCGAGAGGCGGGGGCAGCUGCUUCUGGCGGAUCCCAAAGUAGAGGCAAAACCAGUUCUGGCUUGGACCGUCAGGCACCUCCUCUAGCAGCCGUGGAGAAGCCAGAACUGCUCCCAGCUUACUUUUUGCUGUUGUUUUUUCUCCUCGUUUGGUGUGUUGAGCUGUCUGACCAUCUGUGCCCAACUCUGACUUGCUGCCAGCAGGUUAGGUGCUGAAGGCACUCAUUCCGAGCAGAGCUGCAGUUGCUCAGCACCCGAGGGAGGCCGCCCCAGUUCUCCCGAGAUCCCCUGGGAGACCGAGUGAUCACGGACUGCGUCGGCAGCAGGACACACAGAGCAUCACACACACCAUUUCCACUGAACUGAGUUCUCUGAACUAGUACCUCUUUUGUAAACUUUUUCCGCACCGUUUAUGUGUUGCAACUGUAAAUAAACUAGUUUUCUCUGACUUGAGUUCAAAUACA